UUGGAUGGUAUCAAGUGUGCAGUAUCGGCAGGUGACGCGGCCCUACUGAUAACAUGUUUUAUUAUCAGUGCUCAGUUCAGUUCAGAGCCGUGCCAAUAGUAUUUUUCUGCCCAUUAGAAAUAGUGUGUGUGAUUAAAAUAAUUUUCGUCGGAUAACAUAUAUAAAAUGAUUCGGGAAUUGUCGCCGGAGCUGGCUAAAAUAGCUCGUGAGGAGCUGAAUGAGAAACCGACACAAAUUGAAGAAGACUUGCGGAGUUUGAAAGAAUGGAUCCACAAGCAGCCUCAUUUGAUCGCCAGAACCGAUGACCAGUGGCUGGUAGGCAUGUUGAGGGGAUGUAAGUUUAGCUUGGAGAGAGUGAAGAAGAAGCUGGAUCUGUACUACACCCUGAAAACUACGGCGCCAGACAUCACAAUGCGGAUCAGACCCACGGAUCCAAAAUUUUUGGAUGUCUUACGAUUAGGAGUUUGCAUCUUUUUGCCGAAGCCCAAAUCCCAGUUAUAUCCUCGAGUGCUCCUCAUCAGAGCUGGAGCGUAUGAUCCAGAGAAGAAUAAUGCCGCUGAUAUAAUGUGCAUUUUGUACUAUUUGGUUCAGAUUGUUCUUAUGGAGGAUGAUGUUGCCACUGUUAUCGGUACUAGGGUACUUGUAGAUUAUCAAGGAGUUACUAUGAAUCAUUUUACACAAGGAACUCCUAUUCUCAAGAAAAUGGUAGCUGUCAGUCAAGAUUCUAUGCCCUUACGCUUAAAGGGAAGCCACCACAUGAACAUGCCAGCUGGUAUCGAGACAAUCUUAAACCUUAUUUCUACAUUUUUAAAUGAAAAAACUAAAGAAAGGAUAAGAGUCCAUAAAUCACACCAGGAUUUAUUUGAAUUUCUCCCCAAAGAAAUAAUCCCAGCAGAAUAUGGUGGUGAUGGUGGAACUAUAACACAGAUUUCAGAAUACUGGGUGUCCAAAAUGAUAGAGUACAAGUCUUGGAUGCAACAAGAGGAGCAACUGGGAACAGACGAAUCCAAGCGGCCAGGGCCCCUCUCGGGCAAAAACGAGUUCAGUACCGAAGGAUCUUUUAGGAAAUUAGAUAUAUUUCACAAGAUGACAGUGCGACCGCUGUCGGCAGCUCUGCUCAAGAAAGCUCAGAAGGAGAUUAAUGAAAACCCGAAGAGAGUGAACUCCGACAUCAAAGCCUUGAGGGAGUGGCUGGAUAAGCAACCUCAUAUGCACAAGAUUAAACCUUCGGAUCAAUGGCUCCUAGCAUUUCUCCGAGGCAGCAAAUUCAGCCUGGAGAGGAGUAAAGAGAAGCUGGAUAUGUACUAUACUUUAAAAGGGCUCGUUCCAGAGUUUUUUGCGAAUAGAGACCCACUCGACACCGGACUGCAAGAAAUGCUCAGACUAGGAGCGUUUUUACCAUUAAAGAAUUGCGAAGGGGAGGAUUCGUGUCGCACUUGCAUCGUCAAAAUUGGUGUAUUGAACUCCACCCAGUACAACCUCUCAGAUAUGCUGAAAGUAGCCUUCAUGAUCACGGAGAUUCUCAUGCUGGAAGACGACAACUUUGCAGUCUCUGGUGAGCAAGUAAUCGUAGAUAUGAAGGAUGUAGGUGUCAGCAUACUGAGCCAGUGGACCCCAGCGUUGGCAAAAAAAGUAAUCUCUUGCUUCGAAAAAGCCUUACCCGUGCGCAUGAGAAGCACGCAUAUGCUGAACACUCCCACGGGUUUUGAAGCAGCUUACACUAUUUUCAAAACGUUCCUAGGAGAAAAAUUAAAGAAACGGAUUCAGGUUCAUAACCAAGAUUAUGAGGCUAUGCACAAAUCGAUCCCAAAAUCUGUGCUUCCAGUCGAGUAUGGAGGCGAUGACGGCUCUCUGCAAGAACUCAUAGAUUACUGGAAAGUCAAAGUGGAAAGUUAUCGCGAUUGGUUUAUUAAAGAGGAAAAGGCGAUCACAGACGAGCCCAAACGACCGGGAAAACCGAAGACGUCCUCCGAGCUAUUUGGCCUCGAGGGCUCCUUCAGAAAACUAGAAGUCGAUUGAAUUGCAUUUACCAUGAUAAUAAAGUUUAUGUUGUGUUUGUUUUAAAUUUAUAUUUGAACAUAAAAAAAUCAUUGAAACGCUAACAAUGUGAUUUUAUUCUUAGUACCUACAUAAGUAAUUCAUUAUACUUAGAUUAAGACUUAUUAGUCGAGGAGAUUAGUGUUAUGCACUAAAUUGUUCCAGAGUUUUUCUUCUACUUCUCCAACCAAGGGUUUGUCAGAUUCAAUUGUCUUAAAAAUAUUGGUAUAAAAGCACCCUAUUGGGUAGAAUAUAUUUUACUCUAGUGGCAUUUUAGGCUAUAGCCUAAAAUGAUAAAUUAAAAUUAACUAUAACAUUGUAUACUUAAAUGUGAAUCUAUGACUUGUUUUUAAUGUAUUUUUAAUUAGUUUAUUAAAGAAAAUAAAGAAUCUAAGCCAAUGCUAAA
Plodia interpunctella (Indianmeal moth) is the source of this 2443-nucleotide messenger RNA. RefSeq lists its product as uncharacterized. The record is from RefSeq and is a predicted model, not a curated record. The transcript is spliced from 14 exons. Bases 166 to 2019 code for a protein of 617 amino acids. Gene Ontology annotation, cellular component: membrane. NCBI's taxonomy places the organism in Eukaryota, Metazoa, Arthropoda, Insecta, Lepidoptera, Pyralidae. Gene Ontology annotation, molecular function: phosphatidylinositol bisphosphate binding.